UUAAAAUAUACAAUGGUGUUGUUCGGAUGUCGUUUCACUUUAAAUAGAUGUUGCAGACGUCCGCUCGCUUUGUACGUUUGAAUUUACAGAAUUUCCGCACGAUGUCGACGCGGCCUUCACGCAAGUGCAAGGCGGUUUCUAACCUUAACCCAAUGAAUGGCAAAAAGCAAAGAACCGGCGAGAAAGUCACAAAAAUUACCAAGGAAAGCGAAUCAAUCAAAUCCUUAGGCGUAGAAUGUUCAAACAACAGCAAUAAUGAUGCAUCGCGCGAAGUAGCACCAAGUCCUAAAAAACAGAAGGCACAAUCUGAAGCUGCGGUACCUCGGAAUACAUCUUCAUCAGGCGAAGUUAGUCAAACAAGAACGGAAACGGAUCAAGCCACUGCAAUAGCCGCAAAAAAGGCGAAAGCAGCAGAUGCUAGGUUAGCCAAACAAGCUGAGCGUCCAAUGUUCGAGCGGACACCCAUGACCCGCAAAUACAAGGCAGGUAGCGAGCAGGCCUUUGUGGCUGUCGCGUGGAAUGUCGCCGGAUUACGGGCUGUGCUGAGAACACCACAACGAAUUGAGAGCUUUCGACGACUGGUUGACGUGGAGAAACCGGACUACUUGUUAAUACAGGAACACAAGCUACAAGGGAAAGAUGUAGAGGAAAUCGAGACAGCUCUUGAACCGUACAUACCAGGGUACGAAUCCCACUGGGUUUCCAGCACUGGGAAAAAGGGAUAUUCUGGAGUGGCUGUGUUUCUAAAGUACCCGGUGAGGAAUACUCCGUCCGACAAACAAGUUGCAGACGCUGGGGAUGGUAAGAAUUGUGCAAAUGCAAAGCCGAAUAAGGAGAAAAAGGGCAAGCAGGCUUCACUCAAAGACAUGUUUGGUAUCAAGAAAGAUGUGGAGCAGGAACUAGUGUCGGAGACCUCGUCGACGAAAACCAUGAAAAAUUCAGACUCACAGAUGUACCGAGCCAUCAACGUAACAAUGCCAAAGAUUGAAGGGGCAUCCGACGAGGGCAGGGUUAUAACCGUGGAGUAUCCCCACUUUUACAUGGUCGGCGCUUACGUUCCUAAUUCAGGGCAAAAUCUGGCUAGGCUGGAAUACAGAAUUGGCGGGUGGAAUAAGAGUUUGAACGCCUACAUGAAAGAGUUAGAGAAAACCAAACCUGUCAUUUUGGGAGGGGACUUAAAUGUGGCGCAUACCGAUCAAGACGUUUAUAAUCCUGAGGCCAAACACAUCCCGAAGUCGGCUGGUACUACACCUCAAGAGAGGCGGGCCUUUAGUGAAUUACUUUCGGAUGGUGAGAUGGUGGAUACCUUUAGGCAUUAUCAUCCAGAUGCCCGGGGGGCUUUCUCGUAUUGGAGUAUGCGUGUCAAUAACAGAGUAGUGAAUCGUGGGAUGAGACUAGACUACUUUGUAGCAUCGAAGAUUUUGGUAGAUAACACCGCCAAAAGUUCAGAGACCACAGACCAAUCUACUGAUGCCACAGAAAAGCCUGCUUUAGCAUCUAAGAACGCUACACCAUACAAGACCCAGGGAGCACAAAUAUUAGAUGCGUGGAUAUCGCCCGAAUACAAUGGCUCAGAUCACUGUCCGGUAGGUAUUGCCAUUGCGAUUGACAGUUUCAAGGACAUCGCUUUUUGAAGCCCACUUAUCAACGAUACUAAGAGACAUAAUUGUGCAGUUGUGCUUCUCACUAGCGAAGUAUACAGCGCUUCAAUUCGGACUGUCACGAAUAGUCAUUAUUUGAGACUAGUCCUCUGGCAGGCUCCUAUGCAAUAGAUAGCGCUGCAGUUGUCGCUUCAAUGCUGCUAUACUGCUGCGAAAAAUCAGCGUGGAGUAGUAUGAGAUUGUAAUUGUGUGCAGGAUUGACGAAGUUCAGGUGAUGCCAUGGUGUACAUUGUACUUGCGCUUGAAUUGAUUCCUUUGAAGCGAGACGAGGUAGGUCGAUGUUUGAACGAAAGGACUAAGCUAUGACUUUUAUAUCUAUGCCGUUCUGCCAACGUCUUUUUUCUUCAGCAUCAAUGCCGUUGCAACUUAAAUACAAAAGACUUUAGGGUUCCCCGCCAACGUCUUUCAAACAACACAUAAAUACUUAUUCCUAAUUUAAUUUAUUUCAAUACUAUUUUACUAGAUUUCAUAUGUAUCUAAUUACGCAGCGAACACUUUGUCUUUCCUCUGCUUGGUUAGUUCGACACCGUCUUCUAAUGCUACAAGUUGCGUCAUCAGGUCCCCGAUGAAGUAUGGAUGUGCCAUAAAUUCAGCAUGGUAGUAAUCCGGCAGCAUUAGCUUAGUCUCUGGUGAAAGGUGUUUUAUGUGAUCCACCACAAGAUCACUAGGUACGAUGUCAUCUUUCAUGGAUGCCACAACCAAGGAAUUUGCAGGGAUUUCGGUGGGAUGCAUAUUGUAUUGAUACCACCAGAAAUUCCUACAGAGAACGUUCUGCAGUUGAAGAAGGUAUGCGG
This is a messenger RNA of Sphaeroforma arctica JP610, 2455 nucleotides long. RefSeq lists its product as hypothetical. Gene Ontology annotation, cellular component: nucleus. The transcript is spliced from 5 exons. Bases 48 to 1634 code for a protein of 528 amino acids. Lineage: Eukaryota; Ichthyosporea; Ichthyophonida. Gene Ontology annotation, biological process: base-excision repair. Gene Ontology annotation, molecular function: DNA-(apurinic or apyrimidinic site) endonuclease activity; DNA binding; phosphoric diester hydrolase activity. The record is from RefSeq and is a predicted model, not a curated record.